Molecule: messenger RNA, 2519 nt
Organism: Cucumis melo (muskmelon)
Lineage: Eukaryota; Viridiplantae; Streptophyta; Magnoliopsida; Cucurbitales; Cucurbitaceae
Product: PTI1-like tyrosine-protein kinase 2
Exons: 6
Coding region: 430-2133 (567 amino acids)
Biological process (GO): protein phosphorylation
Molecular function (GO): ATP binding; protein kinase activity
Source: RefSeq, a predicted model, not a curated record
CUGGAGUUUGGAAGUUUGUGUUUAGAAUGUAGAGUUGUAAGAUGAAGUUUUUCGAUGAAUGCAAAUAAUAUGUGAAAAGUAGAGAAAAGAGGGGAAAGAUGGAGUUAUUUAAUAAAUAUGCAAACUUUAAUAGUAUUUACUAUUGAAGUUGAAUUGUUUACACCAAUUUAAGAAGUUGGUGGAUCAAAUGUCCCCGUCAUGUUUCUAGAAGCAGUGUUUAAUGCCCUUGUUCUUCAUCUAUUGAAUGGCAAGAACAGACAUAAGUGCUACUUGUUAGGAAGUACUUAUUAAGUGAACUCUAUACCUGCCCAUGUUAAGGUGGGGACCUUCUACUAUGAUCUGUCUUGUGAAUUGAAAAACGAGAAAAAGAUAGAGCUUUAAUGGCAACUUUUAUUUAGGUUGUACAACUAAUUUUGAUGCCCUCUGUAUAUGCAGUUUGAUGAUGCAGUUCACUUGUGGUUGGGUACUUUUUUUUCUCUCUUUGUUUUCUGUUUAGACUUCCUGAUGGCUCAGGGAAGAGGUGAAUGUGGCUCACAAGUGAAGGACGUGCUCCAAAACAAAGAAAUGUUGUCACUCGUCAGAACCAAAUCGGCGGCAAGGAAGAAGAGGACGAUCAUUGUGGGUCUGAACGCUGAGAGUUCCGGUAGAGAGAUUCUGCUGCGAAUGCUAGUGGUGAUUGUCAAAACAGGAGAUAAUGUGGUGGCGGUUCGUGUUUCGGAGCCGAAUGAUAAUUUUGAUCCUAAUACUUUUCAUAUUCAUGAGGAUCUUUGCAAAUCAAAGCAGGUGGAUUUUCAAGUGAGGAUUUGUGAAGGAGAAUCCUAUAUUUCGGAAUUAACUCGUCAAGUUCGUCUCAAUUUUGCCACUGUUCUCGUUCUUGGAACCACCAAUUCAGGUCCCAAAGAUUCAGUUGUUAAGACAUGCUUGAAAGGGCUGCCUCCAACUUGUACCCUUCUAGUAAUGGACAACAAGGGAAAUAUCCAAAUUCAAAUGAAGGGUACUUCGCAAGAAGGCUCCACAAGGCCAAUCUCCAAACCUCCUCCUUCAUCAUCACCAACAAACAAUCCCAAGAACAUCAUCAAUGAAUCAUCAUCUUCUUCUUCCACCCAUCCUUCACUAAACCCAUUGACUGAAUCAUCUUCUUCUUCUUCUUCUUCCUCGCCAUUACCGUCACAACCAGAAGAAUCUCAUAGACCAACUCAUGUCAGCAAGGCUGUUCAAAUUCCCACAUUCGUGUCGGAGAAGCUCCAUCGUCUUGAUUUGAAGCAUUCCAUCAGGCUUUUCACACCCCAAGAGAUUGCUUCCGCAACCAAGAACUUCAGCCCUUUGAUGCUGAUUGGAGAGGGUGCGUGCUUUAAAUUGUAUAGUGCAAAACUUGAAGAUGGGCAGUUUGUAGCUGUGAAAGUCCAAACCAAACAGUUUUCAUCAGACGAUCUACUUCGGGAGAUUGAAAUGUUGUUUAGCUUGAAGCAUGAAAACAUUGUUAAGAUUCUAGGCUGUUGUAACCGGGAGGAGAUUCGAGCGGUAGUGUACAAUCAUCGGUUGAAAGGAAAUUUGAUGCAGAAUUUGAAGAAACUCAAAUGGACUGAUAGAGUGAAAGUUGCAAUCGGGGUCGCGAAGGCAUUGAAGUAUCUUCAUCAUUCUUGUAGUCCUCCAAUCAUUCAUAGAAACAUAAAAUCAUCCAAUAUUCUGCUCUCUGAUCACAGCCAACCACAAUUAUCAAACUUUGGAGAAGCAAUGGUACGUCCAGCAGUUCAAGAGGACUCAACACAAGUUGACAUCGGGAAGUUCAGUUACUUAGCCCCAGAGUACUUGAUGUUUGGAAAAGUAAACGAGAAAGUCGAUGUUUAUUCCUACGGCGUCGUGCUUUUGGAACUCGUCACUGGGAAACAUGCAGUUCAGACAGAGCCGACUAACCGUAGAAGCUUAGUUUUCUGGGCAAGGUCCCUACUAAGCUGUAAUUUGGCAGAACAUUUAAUUGAUCCAUAUUUGAAGGAAGAUUAUAACCAUGAUGUGAUGGAAAUGAUGAUGAUUAUUGCCCGCCUCUGCCUCUUGCACUCAUCAUCGAGACGACCAACAAUGGAAACUGUAAGAAGUUUCUUUCCCUGCACUAAAAUUUCAAUAUGUCAGAGCUAACCUUGUGAUAGAACACAAUGCAGAUAGUGAAGCUAUUUGAAGAACCAGAGUACUUGAAGAAAAUGCAAAGGGGAAAAGAGGAUCUCCUAACUGUGCUAACUCCCAAAGCUGAGAAGGGAUUAUGGAAAAAUGAAGAAUCGGCUCUGCGAGAUACAACCAAAACAGAACAGAACUAUGGAUUUUCUGAUAACUUAAAUGUCACAUGAUUAAGCAAAUUAUGAAUACUAACAUAUGAAUGGUAUGGAUCCACUGUUAGGGAUAAUUCAGUAAGAUAUAAUUCUUUUCUCAUCACUUGGCUUUGUAAAUGUAUCAAACAAGAGAAUUCGACAAAAGUUGUAAACUAUAAAACUCGUGUAUAUUAACAGAUUGCUUAGUUUGAUUGCCAU